ACAAUAUGACACAGCAGCAGAACAAACUGAAGCUGUAUUCUUGCCAGAGGAGCUCCUGCUCCUGCCGCAUCAGAAUUGCUCUUAACCUCAAAUGUCUGGAGUACCAGUACAUACCUGUUAACUUGUUUAAGGGGGAGCAACUCAGUUCUGAGUUCCAAAAGCUGAAUCCCAUCGGAUAUGUUCCGGUGCUGGUCGACGGCAACGUUGUCAUAUCUGACUCUUUCGCCAUUUUCAUGUAUCUGGAGGAGAAAUACCCUCAAAUCCCCUUGCUUCCAUCUGAUCUUGCAAAGAAGGCACUCAAUAUCCAGGCUGCAAAUAUUGUUUGCUCAAGCAUUCAGCCUCUUCAGAAUGGAACUGUGCUGGAAUACAUUGAGGCAAAAGUAGGUCCUAAUGAGAGAAUUCCUUGGCUAAAAUUUCAUAUUGGGAAAGGCUUUGCAGCGCUCGAGAAGCUGUUGAAAGAUCCUGCCGGAAGAUAUGCAACCGGCGACGACUUUUCCAUGGUCCAUGUUACAAGGACCCAAACUAGAUACAACCCAGACCGAAAUGAACUUUCAUACAUGUUUUUAUAG
Messenger RNA from Hibiscus syriacus, 569 nucleotides. Its product is annotated as glutathione S-transferase zeta class-like. NCBI's taxonomy places the organism in Eukaryota, Viridiplantae, Streptophyta, Magnoliopsida, Malvales, Malvaceae. The transcript has 9 exons. Gene Ontology annotation, biological process: L-phenylalanine catabolic process; glutathione metabolic process. Gene Ontology annotation, molecular function: maleylacetoacetate isomerase activity; glutathione transferase activity. Bases 6 to 569 code for a protein of 187 amino acids. Gene Ontology annotation, cellular component: cytoplasm. The record is from RefSeq and is a predicted model, not a curated record.